Messenger RNA from Teleopsis dalmanni, 1457 nucleotides. RefSeq lists its product as uncharacterized. NCBI's taxonomy places the organism in Eukaryota, Metazoa, Arthropoda, Insecta, Diptera, Diopsidae. Gene Ontology annotation, molecular function: neurexin family protein binding; signaling receptor activity. The transcript has 3 exons. The record is from RefSeq and is a predicted model, not a curated record. Gene Ontology annotation, biological process: synaptic vesicle endocytosis; postsynaptic membrane assembly; neuron cell-cell adhesion. Gene Ontology annotation, cellular component: postsynaptic membrane; cell surface; synapse. Bases 432 to 1457 code for a protein of 341 amino acids.
UCAGUGAAUAUAUUUUUUGUGCUAUUUUCCCAAAGCGAAACACUUAUAAUAACAACAAACAACAUAAGCAACAACGGCAAUAUGUUGCUGGUAGUGAAAUCAACAUAAUUGCACAUAAAGCGAACGUAAGCCACAAAAACUGCCAAUUUUACUGCAAAAGAGUACGAAAAAAAUAAAAAAAUUACAACGGAAAAUUUUUGAAAUUUGAAAAUAUUUAUACACACUGAAUUGUUGCAAAUCACGUAAAAGUUUAACCGCAAAAGGAUAUUCUCACACGCAACUGAACCAGUUCAAGUAACACCAAAAAUCGCUAUAUGUUGUAAAAAAGAUACAAAAAUUCUUAGCAACGACGAUAACAAAAAUACACGCCGCAACAAAAUUAAAAACAACAAAUUGCGGCCGCAGUAGCAGCCGCUCAUUUGACCAUAAUAAUGGUUAUGUUGCUGCGUUAUCGGCAAUUUUUGAAAACAAAAAGUUUAACAGGUCCAGCAACAAUAUCUGCGAACUACAGAACAGCACCCACAUUUAUAAUUUUUCUGCUAUUAUCAUGUGUUGGCGGCGGUAGCAGUGGUUCCCAUGCACAUACCAGUAAAAACGCCUUCAGCAUGAGUGGCAAUAGUGGCGGUAGCAGUGGCAGGAUGAGUAGAGCUACUCUGAACAACAUAAAUAGUCAAAAGUACAAUAACAUAAAUAUACGCACAGCAGCUUUGACAUUAGCUGCCAGCAAUGAAGUAGCAAUUUAUCCAAACGACUCAAAUCGUAAUAUGGGUAACCUAUAUACAUCCGCCGCUCUAACAGCAUCAUCAUCAUUAUCAUUAACAUCGGCAGGAACAUCAGGUGCAGCUGUAGCAGCAUCACUAACAUCUGCAUCGGUGCCUUCAUUAUCGCUAACGGGCAGUUCUGCAUUAAAUGGCGCUUCAUCCUCCUCGUCAUCCGCAUCCGCUUCAGCUUCCGCAACAUCAAAUUCUGCGUCAAGUAGCACACGUAACAGUCGUCAAAAUAGCAACUACAAUAAUAAUAACAACAAUCAAAUUGAUCAAUUACCCCCGCAGCUGUCCUCGCGUAUAAUACACACACGCAAUGGCGCCAUAUCGGGCGUAAUUGUGCAAUUAGAUGGACGUCAUUUAGAUCCGGUUGAAGCAUAUCGUGGCAUACCGUAUGCAUCGCCACCUGUCGGCAACUUAAGAUUUAUGCCGCCUGUCUCAGCAGCAAUGUGGUCGGGCGUUAAAAAGGCGGAUAGAUUUAGUCCCGUUUGCCCACAGCGUCUUCCUGACAUCGCCAAUGAAACCGCGGCCUUGGAGCGUAUGCCUAAAGGACGUUUGGAGUAUUUAAAACGUUUACUGCCAUAUCUACAAAAUCAAUCAGAAGAUUGCCUCUACUUGAAUAUAUAUGUGCCCAUUCAAGAUAUUGCACACAUAGUUGUACAAAUGUUGGGUGAGCAUGAAAAGGGUCACUGA